GAAUCCAAUGAUAUUUUACGUAUUCGGAUAGCUGGUGAAGGUAUCACUCAUACAAUUGUCGGGUUUGAAAAAACAAUCUCUCACUUAAGUGUAUUCACACGACAUUUAAUUACUGAUUUCAAAAUGAAAUGGUUGUUUAAACGACGAAAACAAGGUAAAUAUGCUAAUCAAGCUGGAUCUGGACUGAAAGUCACUGAAGGUAAUGCUUCACGUGAUUUAAAAGAUCAUUUACAUCCAAGUUUUGCUGAAUUAGCUACUCAAUUAGCGAUUGCUACACAACGUUUUCAUAGUUUAUGCCAACUUACUAUGAUUCGAUAUGGUCGAGUAAGUUAA
Schistosoma turkestanicum is the source of this 333-nucleotide messenger RNA. The record is from the annotation of a GenBank genome assembly. Lineage: Eukaryota; Metazoa; Platyhelminthes; Trematoda; Strigeidida; Schistosomatidae.